Xylaria bambusicola is the source of this 1137-nucleotide messenger RNA. RefSeq lists its product as uncharacterized. Gene Ontology annotation, molecular function: zinc ion binding. The transcript is spliced from 4 exons. The record is from RefSeq and is a predicted model, not a curated record. The coding region runs from base 1 to 1137 and encodes 378 amino acids. NCBI's taxonomy places the organism in Eukaryota, Fungi, Ascomycota, Sordariomycetes, Xylariales, Xylariaceae.
AUGCAUCCAGCUGAGGCACAUUUCCAGAGGCACAACCAGUACCCAACUACCCGAGUAAAAGUUGCAGCCGCGGCAUUUGGACAUGCUCCUGCAAUCUUUUCCCUCCAAAAUCUGGUGAGAGCUGCUGCUACUACUGCGGGAAUUUUUCUAUUUGCCAUGUCUUCAAUAUCACCGUUACCUCAACCGCGCCAGGGUUCUUCUAAGGGUCAAUUCCGAAAUGGUGUUUGGUUUUGCGAUUGCAAGCCACCGCUUCCAGCUCGACUCCGGUUCGUAAUUGAUGAUACAUACAAAAAUAAAGGCAAACAAUUUUAUGGAUGCCCCGUCAAUGAAAAAGAAGGGAACAGAUGCACCAUGUUCGUUCUAAUCGAUGAGGCAAAGAGGCGACAGUGGGAGUGUUUCAAGAGCAGCGGGCGCUCAGAGAAAAGGCAGACCACAAUUCUUGAGAGUUUCUCACUGUCUAAGACAAAGCUACCCCAGUGCAAAGGAGCACCUGUGAUGGAAGUCGUCGAUCUAGAGACUCUCGAUAACGAAUCAAAGGCCUUAAUGUCGGCGGCUACCUUGACUUCCAAUCCAGUUUCACCGGUAGGAAACCAAUUCGAACCAUCAUCAUCAGUCGAGACCUCGACCCUGAAGGAAAACACUGAAAGCCCGCAUUCUGAGCUAGGAGACAUCUUCGGUGCAACAGCCAUUGAGGGUGAAAGCGAGAGAGCGCUGGAAAGCUGCGCUGCCAUUAACAGCACCUUAAAACGAAUACGCACCACGGACACGGCGAACGGAUUACCGACACCAUCGCGUACCAAUAUGAUGCCCGUAGCAAGGCUCCUCUUUCAGCAUGAGAGCAACCGUACAGAUGCAACAAGCACCAAGCGAAAACGUGUAGGCUCAAACGAGCCUCAAGAGUCUGAGAUUUUUGGACCUAACUUGUCCAUACUGCUUUCAGCGCCUGCAUCACCAAACACAAGCCCAGCCAACAUGUGGAGCGAGAUAAUGGAUCUCUUUAGAGAUGUGGACAUGACUACUGAGACUCGCGAGGCAGUUCAGAAAGCUCUUAGCAUAUUUGAGGACCGGUACGCAGCGCUGCAGGCUAGGGUCAGCAGUCUCGAGAACGGACAGAGACGUGCCAAGGGGGGCUUAUAG